AUGACAGCAAAGAAGAAUCAGACUCUGCAGAAUGGAAGUGCCAAGGAGAACGUGGUGCAGAGGGUCCUGCAGCUGCCAGUGGUGAGCUCGACCUGUGAAAGCCUCCAGAAGACCUAUGCCAGCACCAAGGAGGCCCACCCGCUCAUGGCCUCGGUGUGCGAGGUCUAUGAGCGGGGCGUGCAGGGCGCCAGCGCCUUGGCCAUGUGGAGCGUGGAGCCGGUGGUGCGCAGGCUGGAGCCCCAGUUUGCUGUGGCUAACAACCUGGCUUGCUGGGGCUUGGACCACCUGGAGGAGAAGAUCCCUGCCCUCCAGUACCCUGUUGACAAGCUUGCGUCUGAACUGAAGGGCACUAUCUCCUCCCCACUCCAAAGUGCGAAAAGCACCAUUGGCAAUUCCAUGGAUAAGAUCAUGGAGCUGGCAGCAGAAGGCUAUGAGGCCACCAAGAGCACUGUGGAAACAACAGCAAAGUACACAAGGAGGAGCUCAGUGAGCCAGAUGGCAGCCGCGGGGGUCGACACGGCCCUGGGAGGGCUGGAGAAGCUGAUGGAGUACCUGCUGCCAGAGGACGACGAAGAAGCAGAUCAGAAGCCCAAAGAGACACGUGGAUCAGCAGUAAAGGUCUCCCAGCAGCAGCCCAGUGCUCCCAGCACUCCCAGUGCUCCCAGCACCCUGGACCGGAUUGGUGCCUUGGUUAGCACCGCAUCCCACCGCGCUUACCAGCAAACCACCCAAAGCCUCCAGUACGCCAAAGCCAAAGGGCAGGAGCUGGCCACUUGGGUUCCCAUCCUGGGUAGCCUGGCCAAGCCGAGCACACCCGCGGUGCCACAGGUCCAUGGUGAUGGGCAGAGCACCACAACCGGCUGGCUGAGCCGGCGGCAGAGCAAGGUGCCAGAGCAGAAGCAGGAGAAGGCAGGGAAGAAAGACAACAACCACACCAAGGAGGCAGGGGAUGGCCCCGGGCUGGUGAGCAGCAUGGCACACAACCUGCAAACUGCCUGCGCUUCUGGUAUCUCCAAUGUGAAGAAGGUUCCUGCUGUGGCCUGGGAUGCAGCGGAGGGGUUGAUCCUCUUCACCCCCCGGAGGCUGUCCAAGGCCAUGGAGACAACAGUGGAUGCUCUCGGUGGGACCCUCGUCAGUGCCCCCAAGCAUCUCCUGGGCACUCUGUACAGCUACGUGCCGCUCCGCAGGCAGUCGGUGAAGGUAGAGGAAGCAGCUGGGGGCAGCAAGCCCAGCCCAGAGACAGAGCAGAAGGAGGAGGAUGCCAAACCUGCCACCCCCUCCACCGAGGAGAAGUCCCAGCUGCGAGGCGACUGGCGGAUGUACCGUGGCCAUCAUCCCCUCUCCUUUCUGGGCCUCGAGGACCCUCUCUUCCUGCGGCACAACCUCUACCGCAGCCCUGCCUUCGAGCCCGAGUGCCCCGUCCCACGGAAAUCCGCCUUCGCCCCCUACAACAGGCGGGUGAGCGAGGGCUCCUACCGCUUCAGCCCCGAGACCAUGUACAGCCGGGCUUACUAUGCCAACCUCUACAGCCCUGCCUUCAAGAAGGACUGA
Molecule: messenger RNA, 1551 nt
Organism: Mesitornis unicolor (brown roatelo)
Lineage: Eukaryota; Metazoa; Chordata; Aves; Mesitornithiformes; Mesitornithidae
Gene: PLIN1
Product: perilipin 1
Exons: 9
Coding region: 1-1551 (516 amino acids)
Biological process (GO): lipid metabolic process
Cellular component (GO): lipid droplet
Source: RefSeq, a predicted model, not a curated record